GAGUUAAUCUUAGGCUCUAGGCAAUUGCGCUAAUUUGGUUUUAAUUUCUCUGAUUUAUAGGCAAAAUCAUAUGAAUUUGAAUCUGGUUGUUAGGGUUUUGUCAUUUUUCAGUUUGCCUGAUGGGGAACCAAAAUCAUGGCAGCAUGGUAGAAUUUUGCCUACUCAAGUUGUUGACAUGCAUAGCUUCAACGUGCUGCAACUAGUUAAUUUCAUAGCCGAGCACUUCAUGUGAGGUUCAAAACAGUACAUAACUUUAUGGCGUGCAUUGGAGGAUACAUUUAGUGGAGAUUCUAUUGAGAUUAAAACUGAUGAGCAGUUACUUGAGUGGUUUGAACUGAACAAAGACAAGGAAAAUGUCUACAUUAAUGCUCAAAUUAAUGAUUUUGAGGGUCCUUUGCAGUUUUCACCAACAAAACGUAGAUGUCACCCUUGUGUGAGGAAUAGAGUGCCCACCAAUGAGACAAACACCGCUGAGAGACCCACAUCCACAAACGAAAAAGAGAGAGCCACCAGAAAAAAGAGAGCUAUAAAAAAAAGAGAGAUCCACCAAAUCAAAAGAAAAGGGUGAUGAUAAUGAGGAGGGUGUAGGAGUUGAGGAGUGCAUACAUUCUGACAAUGAUUCACUUAUGGCAGCAAGUGAUAGCAGCUAUGAUAGUGACUUGGUUGCAUCCUCUGAUUCUUGUGAUGAUUGCUCUGACCCAGAUUUUAAUCCUGAUGGUGAAGUUGUUGAUGAUGAAGAUGAAUAUGACCCUCCACCCUUCUCAUAUGAUGUUGAUAACCCGAACAUUGAUGUAAAUGUGGUGUUCCCAGAUGUGGAUCAGUGCAAGGCUGCAGUUACACAUCAUGCCAUUUUGAAUGAUCAUGCUUUCAAGAUUAAGCAAAAGGACCAGACUAGAUUUAGAGCCAUAUGCAAGAGAGCAAAUGAGGGUUGCAAGUGGCGGUUUUUUGCAUCUACAAGCAAAAAGUACAUUGGCUGUAAGGUUAAGACUAGUGGUCCAAAGCAUUCUUGUGGUUCAUUCAACAAUUGUGGUGAAACCAUGGCCAACAAUAAAUGGGUAGCUGAAAGAGUUGUUGAUUUGUUGCGAGAAGACCUUGAAAUGAGACCAAAGGAGUUGCAAGGUAGGCUCAAUAAGAAGUACUCGAUAGAAAUUCCAUAUUAUAGAGUUUUCAGAGGCAAGGAAAGGGCAAUGGACAUGAUAUAUGGAAAGUGGGAGGAUAGUUAUAACUUGUUGCCAACUUAUCAAGCUGAGCUUCUAAGAGUAGUACCCGGCAGCAUAGUUGACAUAGACACUGAAGAAGAUGACAAUGGUGAUUUGUAUUUCAGUAGGUUCUUUGUCGCUCUUAAACCAUGCAUUGAUGGGUUCUUGGAAGGAUGUAGGCCCUACAUUGCCAUGGAUGCCACACACUUGACUGGAAGGGGGAGGGGUCAGCUAGCAGCAGCUGUUGCAGUGGAUGGUCAGAACAACCUAUUUCCAGUGGCUUAUGGUGUCAUUGAGACCGAGUCUAAGGAAAGCUAGACUUGGUUUGUGAAUAACGUAAAGAAGGCUAUUGGUACUCCUACAGGCUUGGUCAUUAGUACAGAUGCGGGCAAAGGAAUUGAGAAGGUUGUAGAUGAUAUGUACCCAGGAGUGGAACAUAGAGAAUGCAUGAGGCACUUGUGGAAGAACAUGAAGAAGAAUGGGUACGGUGAUGAGCUUUAUGGUAAGAAUAUGUGGGCAGAACAACCUAUUUCAAGUACUUCAUGCGAAACAUAGAGGAGAAGGAUCCUAGUGCACUAUCCUGGUUGGAUGAAAAUCAUCCAUAUGUGUGGAGUAGAAGCCUAUUUGGGGAAGAAUGCAAGGUAGAUUACAUCAACAACAACCUCUCUGAAAGUUUCAACAGUUGGGUGUCCCAAACUAAGGAUUUUCAAAUUGUGGAUAUGCAUGACAAGAUAAGACAAAUGAUCAUUGAGAAAUUUGUUUUUGAGAGCCAAGAUUGCUAGAAAAAUGUCAGGCACAAUCAUUCCAAGUGUGAUCCAUGCUCUAAAUGCUAAAGCCAAGAGUAUAAAGGACCAUGAGGUAUUGCUGAAGUAACUGUGAACAGAUUCAGGUACGUAGUCAACUUAGGCCAAAAAACAUGUACUUGUAGGCAUCCAUGACAUUGUCAAGCAUAUGCAUGUUCUUUCAAUCCAAUGGCAUCCAAAGAUAAUUGGCCACGUGUUGAUUUGGGCUAUAAAAUCAAGAAGCCAAAACUAAGAAGGAAACGAGGAAGACCAAGAAAUUCUAGGAUCAAGUCCUUUGAUGAGGCCACCACUAGUAAGAAAAGGAAACCAUGUUCAGAAUGUGGAGAACUAGGACAUAUAGCCAAGUAUUGCCAAGGAGGUCUAACUGCUAGUCAAAAGAGGAAUCGACCAUCUUCUCAAAAUGAGUCAUCUUCACAAGCAUCAAUUGCAAGUGCAAGUGCAAGUGGAAGUGGGAGAGGGAGGGGGAGGGGAAGAGGAAGGGAGAGGAAGAGGGAGACGAAGUGGAAGAGGAAGUGCAGGACCUGGAAUUGAAGGAAGAACUAACAGGAAGAAGAGGAAGAGGAGGGAGAUUGGCUGCAAUGUUAGGAAUAGUGUGAUGUAUGACAAUGAAUAUGUAAUAUCUCACGAUUACCUACUGCUUUUGUUAGACUUGUAUGUUGGAUAAUGGUUGGAGCUGUCGGUGCAAAAGCUAAUCUGCAAA
Molecule: messenger RNA, 2702 nt
Organism: Sorghum bicolor (sorghum)
Lineage: Eukaryota; Viridiplantae; Streptophyta; Magnoliopsida; Poales; Poaceae
Exons: 3
Coding region: 627-1517 (296 amino acids)
Source: RefSeq, a predicted model, not a curated record